Saccostrea echinata is the source of this 2621-nucleotide messenger RNA. Its product is annotated as peroxisomal carnitine O-octanoyltransferase-like. Gene Ontology annotation, molecular function: carnitine O-octanoyltransferase activity. The record is from RefSeq and is a predicted model, not a curated record. Gene Ontology annotation, cellular component: peroxisome. Bases 97 to 1968 code for a protein of 623 amino acids. Lineage: Eukaryota; Metazoa; Mollusca; Bivalvia; Ostreida; Ostreidae. The transcript is spliced from 16 exons.
CGAGUUCGCAAGAAGUAGGACUUCGAUCUUGCCGGCGGAGAGAUAGAUAUAGUGAUCGAUGAAUGAAACUGCAUAAAUUGCAGUUAAGAUUCUACCAUGGAUGACCAAAACAUCCCAGACCCUGACCUUCUGUUUUCUUCAGAGGAUGAAAAGACAUUUGGAUCUGAGUCAGAGCUACCCUCUCUUCCCUUGCCAGAUCUCAAUCACACAUUACAGAGAUAUCUGGAGUCAGUUAAACCACAUGUCACAGACGAGGAGUAUAGACAGACAGAAUUUAUUGUUCAGCAGUUUGCCUCAGGUGUUGGAAAGGAGCUACACCAAAAAUUAGCAGAGAAAGCCAGGAAUGAAAGAAACUGGCUAGAGAAAUGGUGGGAGGAGAAGGGGUAUCUAGAACUGGGUAUCCCCCUGGCUCCCUUUAUGAACCUGAUUGGUUUAGGCCCCUAUAACAAUCAUUACUGGACCCCAAAGACAGGAACCCAGCUAGAAAGGGCGGGAAUUGUGCUGCACUACGACAUCAAGUUCUGGCAGUUCAUCAGAAGGGAGACAUUAAAAGUGGAAGUAGACAAUAAAGGGAGAAAACUCUGUAUGAACCAGUUUAGGAGGGCAUUCUCCACUUGCAGAGUUCCAGGGGUCUUUAAGGAUCAACUGAUUUCUCAUUUUAAAACAGAAUCAGAGGGCCCUACACCCCUUCAUGCUGUGGUGUUAUAUAAAGGGCGGUUCUUCUGUUUCGAUAUUGUGGAUGAGAACGAGGAACCACUGAGACCCCCAGAGAUACAGCAGCAGCUGACCUUAAUCAAAGAACAGUGUGACAGGGAACCCCCAGGUAUCGGGCUUGGGGCUCUAACAGGGGAAACGAGAAAGAAAUGGGCAGAGUUCAGAAGUCGACUUUGUGCUUUGCAUCCAGAGAACUUUCACAACCUGAAGAAAAUUGAGACAAGUAUAUUUACUAUUACACUUGAUGAUUCUGAGCCAAAAGAUAAUUCUGAGGCAUUUACCUACUCAGGGGGAGAAACAAACUCCAGAGACAGAUGGUUUGACAAAUGUGUCAACCAUAUUUUCUACGAAAAUGGAAUAUGUGCUUGCAACUGUGAUCAUGCUCCUUUUGACGGAAUGGUCAUGGUGACAAGUACUUAUUAUAUUGACCUUAAUGUUCAAAGGUCAAAGGGCAGAUGGCAGGGUUCUAUGGAAAUUAGAAAACUUCCAAAACCAACAGAAUUAAAAUUCCAUGUUGACAGUGUCAUUAUGGAGGCUAUUCUUGCUGCUGAGAAAUUCUUCUUAGCUAAUGCAAGUAACCUAUCCUGUACAUCAUUUAAAUAUAAACAAUACGGCAAGAAAAAGUUACGGAAGUACAAACAUCACCCUGACACGCACGUACAACUGGCUCUGCAGUAUGCUUACUACAAAACCCACAACAAACCAGCUCCUGUAUAUGAGACUGCAAUGACAAGAAGAUUCUACCACAGUCGGACAGAAACCUUAAGAUCGUGUACUGUGGAGGCAGUAGAGUUCUGUAAAGCAAUGGGUAGUCCCAACGCUUCAGUUCAAGAGCAGAAGUUUGCAUAUAUGAAAGCAGCAAAAAAACAUAAUAAAUUAAUGGACGAAGCAAAGGAAUUGAAAGGAUGUGACAGACAUUUGCUUGGUUUAGCGACAAUAGCUGAAGAACUUGGUAUACCAAAACCAUUGCUGUUCCAAGAUAAAUCAUUCACAAAAAGUGGUGGGGGAGGAAACUUUGAGCUAUCCACUAGUUUUGUAGGGUACACUUCAGUGUUUGGGGGAGUAGGUGCAAUGACCAAUGACGGAUAUGGUUGUUUCUAUCACAUGGAACAAAACUACAUUGAGAUGGUGGUGACAACAUGGAGAACUAGUAAAAUUGCCAGAUCAGAAAAGUUUGCUCAAGUCAUUCAGGAAUGUUUGGACCACUUGGAUGGACUGGUUUUAACAGGCACACCAGUCUCCGCUAAACUCUGAUAUUGUUUAGCAAAACUGAGAGAUAUUGGCAGUAAUCUUAAACCUUUUUUUCGCUGAGUAUUUAAUAGUUCAAUCUAGAUCACUUUAUAAAGGGUCAUUAACUAUUAAUUUGUGGCCUCAGAGUGAUCAUGAGCCCCAUAAGACUUCAAAAUGACAUUUACAGCUAAGUAAUAAAAUCUUUUAAAUUAUAAACUUAAAGUAUCUAUUAAAAUAAACUGUCAAAAAUAAGAUGAAAAAAAAAAAUCCUAUGAUUUUUCCAAAUUUUUGUUUUCUUGUCUCAUUCCUUGUAUUUUACUUGAUUAUUUACAUGUGUUGAUUUAUUUUUUAAUUCAUUUUAUAAUAAUUUUUAAAAAUGAGGAUAUAAUGUAACUUGCAGCCUUUUUUUGUGAUUAAUAUUACUAGUAAUUGUCAGUGUUAAUACUGUAUAUAAGGUUAUUUUCGCCCUUUCAUACUCACAAACAAUUUUGCCCCAUUUUAAAUUUGCCCAGUCACAAAUCUUUUUAACAAAUUAAACUGUGAUUUUUGAUUUCGCCCCUUUUUAAAUUUGCUCACUUGUGUUUAGGACAAAAGGGGCGAAAAUAAAACGGGUCGAAAUUUUCCCUGUAUACAGUAUACACUUAUUUCAUGACUACAAGGGGAAGAGUCAAACUGUU